This is a messenger RNA of Pan troglodytes (chimpanzee), 4223 nucleotides long. It is a transcript of the gene MX2, whose product is annotated as MX dynamin like GTPase 2. The transcript has 14 exons. Bases 1370 to 3517 code for a protein of 715 amino acids. Lineage: Eukaryota; Metazoa; Chordata; Mammalia; Primates; Hominidae. The record is from RefSeq and is a predicted model, not a curated record. Gene Ontology annotation, biological process: synaptic vesicle budding from presynaptic endocytic zone membrane; defense response to virus; receptor internalization. Gene Ontology annotation, molecular function: GTPase activity; microtubule binding; GTP binding. Gene Ontology annotation, cellular component: synapse; plasma membrane; microtubule.
GGCUGCGCGGGGAGGAUGCAAGACUGGGCAAGAGCUCAUUAGGACACGCUGAGACAGAGGGUCCGAGUGAAGAUUCCACUGCAGAGAGGGCAGUCCAGGUCAUCACAGGGUGACAUCUGGGGAUGAGGCUGGCCGGGGCAUGGGGCAGGUUUUUGAGCCCAGCAGUGUAAGCAGUCUCUGUCCCAAGGGAGGAAAGCCGCUGAGAGCUGCUGGGCCAGCAGGUGGGAGUGCUGGGCUGGCCUCAGGGUUUCUGGAAGGGGUAUUCCCGAGAAGUGAGGUGCUGCUCUGGGACUCUGGUGCCCCUGGGGCCUUCCUGCAGGGCGCUCUCAGCAGCCACCUUCUGUAGAAGCCAGGGCCACCCUGCAUGGGGGAUGAUGCCGCAUCCAGCACAGAGCCUUGCAAUCAGUCACUCUCCUCCCUCCACAAUAGCAGGGACCUCCCUGCCCGCCGCACCCCUGCCCCCCGCCCCCGCCCCCGCUCCCGCCCCGCCGUGGCUGUGCAGCAAGCAGGGGACAGUCCCAUCAGCAAAGUCGGGGAACUUCCAGGAAGCCCGCGUCCCCCUCAGCCUGCCUUUAGCCAGAAAAGAUUCCAAGCUCUGCUCUCUAAUUUGGAAAGCCAGUGUUUGCAUGUGGAGAUUGUUUUGCUAGACUCGACGAGGGUAGCAAAGCAACAGGAAGUGUUCCCCAGAGCUCCGCCCACGACUUGCGUGGCCCAGAGCUGGAUGGUCGUCCGUCCCACCAUGGCGGGUGGAUAAAGGUUCUUUUCCUGGGCUGUGUCAUUCCACCCAGAGCAAGGGAUAAGCCUGUGAUAGCCGUAAGUAAGUCAGGAACCACCACCACGGUUAAAGACCUUCAAGUUAAUUGUUGGAACCUGCGGCUCUAACACUUCCAGCAAAGCUACUUCUGCGAAAGGGGUGAAGAGCAGAGGAAAUGGGACAGGAGAGGAGCUGAAUCCUGCGAUUGUAUCGCUAGGAGCCCCCGAAGUACGAUAACGGUCCUCAGGCCAGCAUGGGGGUGCAUUGGCACCAUGUAAGGAAAGGGGCCCUCCCAUGGCACCGUUGGAGUGGGGCGGUGUGGGGUUGUUCGGAGAGAAGUGGGGUUGUUCGGAGAGAAAAGUUUCCCACGAGCUCUGUUUCAGCAAACGGCGAUGACCACUUCUGUGGCAACUUAACAGUCUUGCCUUCCUGCACGUGGACAUUUUUCUUCAUGCAUAUUUCUCUUGCAAAUGGUUCUAUCGUUUGUAUAAUUGUAUUUCGUGAGUGGAGAAGAGUUGGAAGCAAAAAUCUGUUCAUGAGAAAUAGCUUGUCAGAAAGAUUGGAGGUGCCAAGUAGCAGAGAAAGCAUCCCCCAGCUCUGACAGGGAGACAGCACAUGUCUAAGGCCCACAAGCCUUGGCCCUACCGGAGGAGAAGUCAAUUUUCUUCUCGAAAAUACCUGAAAAAAGAAAUGAAUUCCUUCCAGCAACAGCCACCGCCAUUCGGCACAGUGCCACCACAAAUGAUGUUUCCUCCAAACUGGCAGGGGGCAGAGAAGGACGCUGCUUUCCUCGCCAAGGACUUCAACUUUCUCACUUUGAACAAUCAGCCACCACCAGGAAACAGGAGCCAACCAAGGGCAAAGGGGCCCGAGAACAACCUGUACAGCCAGUACGAGCUGAAGGUGCGCCCCUGCAUCGACCUCAUCGACUCCCUGCGGGCUCUGGGUGUGGAGCAGGACCUGGCCCUGCCAGCCAUCGCCGUCAUCGGGGACCAGAGCUCGGGCAAGAGCUCUGUGCUGGAGGCACUGUCAGGAGUCGCGCUUCCCAGAGGCAGCGGAAUCGUAACCAGGUGUCCGCUGGUGCUGAAACUGAAAAAGCAGCCCUGUGAGGCAUGGGCCGGAAGGAUCAGCUACCGGAACACCGAGCUAGAGCUGCAGGACCCUGGCCAGGUGGAGAAAGAGAUACACAAAGCCCAGAACGUCAUGGCCGGGAAUGGCCGGGGCAUCAGCCAUGAGCUCAUCAGCCUGGAGAUCACCUCCCCUGACGUUCCAGACCUGACCAUCAUUGACCUUCCCGGCAUCACCAGGGUGGCUGUGGACAACCAGCCCCGAGACAUCGGACUGCAGAUCAAGGCUCUCAUCAAGAGGUACAUCCAGAGGCAGCAGACGAUCAACUUGGUGGUGGUUCCCUGUAACGUGGACAUUGCCACCACGGAGGCGCUGAGCAUGGCCCAUGAGGUGGACCCGGAAGGGGACAGGACCAUCGGUAUCCUGACCAAACCAGAUCUAAUGGACAGGGGCACUGAGAAAAGCGUCAUGAAUGUGGUGCGGAACCUCACGUACCCCCUCAAGAAGGGCUACAUGAUCGUGAAGUGCCGGGGCCAGCAGGAGAUCACAAACAGGCUGAGCUUGGCAGAGGCAACCAAGAAAGAAAUUACAUUCUUUCAAACACAUCCAUAUUUCAGAGUUCUCCUGGAGGAGGGGUCAGCCACGGUUCCCCGACUGGCAGAAAGACUUACCACUGAACUCAUCGUGCACAUCCAAAAAUCGCUCCCGUUGUUAGAAGAACAAAUAAGGGAGAGCCACCAGAAGGCGACCGAGGAGCUGCGGCGUUGCGGGGCUGACAUCCCCAGCCAGGAGGCCGACAAGAUGUUCUUUCUAAUUGAGAAAAUCAAGAUGUUUAAUCAGGACAUCGAAAAGUUAGUAGAAGGAGAAGAAGUUGUAAGGGAGAAUGAGACCCGUUUAUACAACAAAAUCAGAGAGGAUUUUAAAAACUGGGUAGGCAUACUUGCAACUAAUACCCAAAAAGUUAAAAAUAUUAUCCACGAAGAAGUUGAAAAAUAUGAAAAGCAGUAUCGAGGCAAGGAGCUUCUGGGAUUUGUCAACUACAAGACAUUUGAGAUCAUCGUGCAUCAGUACAUCCAGCAGCUGGUGGAGCCCGCCCUUAGCAUGCUCCAGAAAGCCAUGGAAAUUAUCCAGCAAGCUUUCAUUAACGUGGCCAAAAAACAUUUUGGCGAAUUUUUCAACCUUAACCAAACUGUUCAGAGCAAGAUUGAAGACAUAAAAGUGAAACACACAGCAAAGGCAGAAAACAUGAUCCAACUUCAGUUCAGAAUGGAGCAGAUGGUUUUUUGUCAAGAUCAGAUUUACAGUGUUGUUCUGAAGAAAGUCCGAGAAGAGAUUUUUAACCCUCUGGGGAUGCCUUCACAGAAUAUGAAGUUGAACUCUCAUUUUCCCAAUAAUGAGUCUUCAGUUUCCUCCUUUACUGAAAUAGGCAUCCACCUGAAUGCCUACUUCUUGGAAACCAGCAAACGUCUCGCCAACCAGAUCCCAUUUAUAAUUCAGUAUUUUAUGCUCCGAGAGAAUGGUGACUCCUUGCAGAAAGCCAUGAUGCAGAUACUACAGGAAAAAAAUCGCUAUUCCUGGCUGCUUCAAGAGCAGAGUGAGACCGCUACCAAGAGAAGAAUCCUUAAGGAGAGAAUUUACCGGCUCACUCAGGCACGACACGCACUCUGUCAAUUCUCCAGCAAAGAGAUCCAUUGAAGGGCGGCGAUGCCUGUGGUUGUUUUCUUGUGCGUACUCAUUCAUUCUAAGGGGAGUCGGUGCAGGAUGCCGCUUCUGCUUUGGGGCCAAACUCUUCUGUCACUAUCAGUGUCCAUCUCUACUGUACUCCCUCAGCAUCAGAGCAUGCAUCAGGGGUCCACACAGGCUCAGCUCUCUCCACCACCCAGCUCUUCCCUGACCUUCACGAAGGGAUGGCUCUCCAGUCCUUGGGUCCUGUAGCACACAGUUACAGUGUCCUAAGAUACUGCUAUCAUUCUUCGCUAAUUUGUAUUUGUAUUCCCUUCCCCCUACAAGAUUAUGAGACCCCAGAGGGGGAAGGUCUGGGUCAAAUUCUUCUUUUGUAUGUCCAGUCUCUUGCACAGCACCUGCAGCAUUGUAACUGCUUAAUAAAUGACAUCUCACUGAACGAAUGAGUGCUGUGUAAGUGAUGGAGAUACCUGAGGCUAUUGCUCAAGCCCAGGCCUUGGACAUUUAGUGACUGUUAGCUGGUCCCUUUCAGAUCCAGUGGCCAUGCCCCCUGCUUCCCAUGGUUCACUGUCAUUGUGUUUCCCAGCCUCUCCACUCCCCCGCCAGAAAGGAGCCUGAGUGAUUCUCUUUUCUUCUUGUUUCCCUGAUUAUGAUGAGCUUCCAUUGCUCUGUUAAGUCUUGAAGAGGAAUUUAAUAAAGCAAAGAAACUUUGUAAAAA